Molecule: messenger RNA, 687 nt
Organism: Aspergillus calidoustus
Lineage: Eukaryota; Fungi; Ascomycota; Eurotiomycetes; Eurotiales; Aspergillaceae
Source: the annotation of a GenBank genome assembly
AUGGAUCGCAAAAUGGCUUUGUACGGUCUUCCACUGUGGGUAUCUCUCGCGGCACUCAGCAAUGCACAGGCAGCACCUGGAGCUGGGGCUGGCUCUGGACAAUUGCCACCCGGAAUGAACCCUAAUAUCAUUUACGAAGAUUUGCCGCUGGUCCCGAAAUUUGCCAAAGCCCAUGGAGUCGUCAUGGGCAUCGCAUUCGGCAUCAUCUUCCCUCUCGGCGCAAUCCUUCUGCGAGUUAUCCGAUCACAGUACGGCGUAUAUGCACAUAUCUCUGCCCAGCUAAUUGGAUAUGCCCUGAUGAUUGCUGGCCUGGCCACUGGAAUCCGCGUUGGAAAGAUCCUUGAUCGACUUCACAACAAUGGGCACACAAUCCUCGGUACCGUCAUUGUUGUAUUCCUACUCAUCCAGCCGUUCAUUGGAUUCUGGCAUCACUAUAAAUUCAGGAAGACCCAGUCAAGCGGUUGGUGGACCCAUGUCCAUAUCUGGGUUGGCCGUUUUUUCCUUCUGCUCGGCAUUAUCAAUGGCGGUACUGGGUUGAAGUUGGCGGACAACACGGCAGGGGGGAUCAUUGCUUAUGCAGUUGUUGCGGGCGUGUUUGGUGUGGCAUACAUUGCAAUUGCGGCAUUGCGCCAGGGAAAGGUAAUCUUGAAGGACAAGGAGACAACACCUGAGAUGCAGCAGACUUAG